UGUGUGUGUGUGUGUGUGUGUGCACAGCUCUGGUGGAACCGAGUAGCCUCAUUGGCUGAGAGCCUCUGGCCUUUUGGUUUGUGAAAAAUUAAAUGCCAUGGGUUGUUUUGCUAUGAUUGAGCAGAUAACCACUUCCAGAUGUGCUCCAUAUGGCCUCCCUUAUAUAUAAAGUGACCUGUGCUGUCUGGCCCGGUCAGAGCACUCGGGGGAUGGAAGUGAUAACUGAUUUAUUUGCUUUGUCUCAGUAACAAAUGAAUCCUCAUUGUGACAAAAAGGCAGAGCUUCGGUUUGUAUUUCAAACCGGCACUGAUGCACCGUGAACCUCAGAACAAGGACAAACUUCUCUUUUACGAGGCUAUUGUGAAUGUUAGAAUAUGAAAUGCUGCCAUCUGCUGGUCGUGUAACUGCUCAUCUUGUUUCAAACAGUAGACUGAAGAAAUGUGUACGCGAAAAAGGGAUCACAGUAUUACAUAAAAAUCAUGAUAUUUAUAGAUAUACAUUUAUAGAUAUAUUUCCUCUUGGUUUUGGUUUCUUCUUCACUUGUCUGAAAUGUGUUUCCAUAAUAGAGUAAAAAAGACAAAUAGAAAAACGGUUUAGAAAAUAAGGAAUUGAGAAAUAAUACACUCUUCCAACCAACAGGUGUCGCUGCUAAUUUCUGUGUUCGCCUUUCCACUCUGAGAUGAACCUUCUUGCUCGCCGUCGACAGUUUGAAUAAACUUUAUUGGCAGCGGGCUAAAUUCAGUGAUAUGUCAAACAUGGGGGCACGGGUAGCGCGUAUGUUCCGAAAUUUCAACCUAGAAAACCGCGUACACCGAGAAAUCUCCAAGGAAAAGCCGCGAGCAGCACCCCGAUACGAGGCCAACCUCCCGCCCUCCGCCGGCAGCUCUGAGGCGGUGGAGACGGCGGACUCAAUCAGCCAGAAGAACGACCCUCUGCUGACCCUCCUGAAGUCCGUGUAUGUGGAGUCGAAAGAUCCGGCAGAGGACUCAAAGGACGUGACGGCGGGUGACGAGGCGGAGCGGCGGCCGCUGAGGUUCAGUCUACCGGGGGAACCGUACGGCCUGGUGGAGCUCAAAGAUGUUCCCAAAGGCAAGCUGACCAUCGUCGAGGCCCUGAAGGCCCUGGGCAGCCACCAGCGUCAGCCUGAGACAUGGACGCCGGGAAAGAUCGCUCAGGAAUAUUCUCUGGACUUGAAAGACACAAAAGCUCUUCUGGAGUUCUUCGUCCCCUUCCAGGUUCACAUCAUACCACCCAAGACUGACAGUGCCAAGCAGAUAAAGGCUUCGUAGGACUGGGUUGUAGGUGAAUGGCAGUCAUAUUAGACAAAAUAUGACCCGACUUAUUUAUGUGCGUCAAUACAUUGCAUUGUGAGAGCGACAUGACUGUAACUGAUUGAGUUUCUCAAGCCUCAAGUUUGUACCCAAUGUAGGGUUUAUGUAGAUGGCUUCAUGGGAUGCUGUAUGUCUAUAAGUUUGAGUUAUUGAUCUAUAGCAAACAAAGAAAUGAAUAAAUAAGUACCAGUAUUUUAUUUAAAACAUUUCGUCUUCGUAGUGCCUUUGAUGAUUCCUCUAUGAUAAAAUACAAUGGUGUUCAUACUCAAGAUCCCACAUUUUGAAAGAGCUAGAGGUCCAAAACCUGGUUUGAAGGAAUAGUUCCACAUUUUGGGAGGAGAGUGAGAACGAAAUCUCAUGUCUGUGUGUACGGCACUGGAGCCAGAAUGGGGUUAGCCUAGCUUAGCAUAAAACUAGAAGAAGAAAAAAUGGUUGCAUCCCGUAACUUCCUCUAAAACGGCAAAUUAUCAUUUUUACAGUUGUGUUUUUGUCCAGAGGAAACAAAUAAGAUAUCAGGUUAAAAUGAGCUUUAGAGGUGUUUGUAGGUGUAUUUUUUUUAAACUUUGGACAGAACCAGGCUAGUUGUUUCCCCCUGCGUCCAGUCGUUAUGCUAUGCAAAGCUAAGCUACCAAUGUCCUAACUCCAGCUCUGUACUGUUGCCCUCGUCACUCAGAAAGAAACGCGUACUACCAAACUUUUUAAACUAUUGCUCCAUGGUGAAGACCACAGACUAUAUAGCAGCAUAUCUGCCAAGCCCCAAAACUAUUUUACAUAUCAUACAGCUGUUUAUUUUAACAAAAGUAGAAGAUACUUUGAAGCUGUUGGCAUCAGCAUGCUUGUUUAUCAGUUAUUAAUUCAACUAUGCAGUCUUGUGUUUGUUAGGUUUGUCUAAUUUCUGAUCCAAUCCAUGUGUAACUAAACCCCAGAGUUUUGGCUGAAGUUCCCUUUGUGUUUGUGUCGUUUCCCACACAGCCGCCCGACAGUAACGUCUCUUACAGGCUGACACAGACAGCAUUGUUACUCCACUGUGGCUUCCAAUGGUAGAUUUAUAUUAGAUAUCCUGGACUGGGUUUUGGAUAAAGAAAGAAAAUAAGGUCGGUAGCUAACAAAAGACUGAUUACUUUUCCACCACGCAUUCAAUUAAGUGGUAGGCAUACAGUGGCCUGUGGGCCAAAUCUGGCCUGUUGGCAAACAUACUGGCCUCCUUGACACAAGCUGAAAUUUAGAUCAUCGGUUAUAGAAAUCCAAGAUAACAAAAGCCAUUAAAGAUUUACAUAUAAUCAAGUACAAUGCUUCCUUCUGUCACAUGUCAAGAUAGAUAGAUAGAUAGAUAGAUAGAUAUAUCUAUCUAUCUAUCUAUCUUGUCCCACAGAGACAUUUAUUGAUGUUAUUUCAGGUGUUGCAUCCCUUGUUUAAAGUGGUUAUAAUGGGUUCUGUCAAUUAUUAAUACCGUUGACUCUGAAGUCAUUUGGAGUCAACCAAGUCCCAAUUCUGCACUGUAACCAGUAACCAUCAAUGUUGUGCUUGAAUCAUAUUAAAAUAAUGUU
Molecule: messenger RNA, 2878 nt
Organism: Anarrhichthys ocellatus (wolf-eel)
Lineage: Eukaryota; Metazoa; Chordata; Actinopteri; Perciformes; Anarhichadidae
Gene: ndufaf4
Product: NADH:ubiquinone oxidoreductase complex assembly factor 4
Exons: 3
Coding region: 747-1289 (180 amino acids)
Biological process (GO): mitochondrial respiratory chain complex I assembly
Cellular component (GO): mitochondrion
Source: RefSeq, a predicted model, not a curated record